Messenger RNA from Castor canadensis (American beaver), 3419 nucleotides. RefSeq names its product lanosterol synthase (gene Lss). Gene Ontology annotation, cellular component: lipid droplet. The record is from RefSeq and is a predicted model, not a curated record. Gene Ontology annotation, biological process: cholesterol biosynthetic process; triterpenoid biosynthetic process. Gene Ontology annotation, molecular function: lanosterol synthase activity. NCBI's taxonomy places the organism in Eukaryota, Metazoa, Chordata, Mammalia, Rodentia, Castoridae.
GCGGGGUUCCCGGUGCAGGUGUUUGCUGACCGGCCGCCGUGCUCCGCAGACGCGACGCUGUCAUGACGGAGGGCACGUGUCUGCGUCGUCGGGGGGGACCCUAUAAAACCGAGCCUGCCACUGACCUCAGCCGCUGGCGGCUCCGCAAUGAGCUGGGCCGGCAGACAUGGACGUAUCACCAAGAGGAGGACGACCCUGGCCGCCAGCAGACGGGGCUGGAGGCCCACUCCCUGGGGCUGGACACCAAGAGUUAUUUUAAAGACUUACCCAAAGCUCAAACGGCCCAUGAGGGGGCUCUGAAUGGAGUCACAUUUUACGCAGAGCUGCAGGCUGAGGACGGGCAUUGGGCCGGUGAUUAUGGAGGCCCACUCUUCCUUCUGCCAGGCCUUCUGAUCACGUGCCAUGUGGCAAACAUCCCUCUGCCAGCGGGAUACAGAGAGGAAAUGGUGCGGUACCUGAGGUCAGUGCAGCUUCCCGACGGCGGCUGGGGCCUGCACAUUGAGGACAACUCCACAGUGUUUGGGACUGCGCUUAACUACGUGGCUCUCAGAAUCCUGGGUAUUGGGCCUGAUGAUCCUGACCUGGUACGCGCCCGGAACCUUCUUCACAAGAAAGGUGGUGCAGUGACCAUCCCUUCCUGGGGAAAGUUCUGGCUGGCCAUCCUGAAUGUUUAUAGCUGGGAAGGCCUUAACACUCUGUUCCCCGAGUUGUGGCUGUUUCCUGACUGGAUGCCGGCGCACCCUUCUACUCUCUGGUGUCAUUGCCGGCAGGUCUACCUGCCUAUGAGUUACUGCUAUGCCACCCGACUGAGUGCUUCGGAGGACCCACUAAUUCAGAGUCUCCGCCAGGAGCUCUAUGUAGAGGACUAUGCCACCAUCGACUGGCCUGCACAAAGGAACAACGUAUCCCCUGAUGAUCUGUACACACCGCACUCCUGGCUGCUGCGCGUGGUAUAUGCAUUCCUCAAUCUGUAUGAGCGCUUUCAUAGCACCAGCUUGCGGCAGAAGGCCAUCCAGAUGCUGUAUGAGCAUAUCGCCGCUGACGACCGCUUCUCCAAGAGCAUCAGCAUUGGCCCGAUCUCAAAAACAAUCAACAUGCUUGUGCGCUGGACUGCAGAUGGACCAGACUCCCCUGCCUUACAGGAGCACAUCUCCAGGAUCCCAGAUUACCUCUGGCUGGGCCUUGAUGGCAUGAAAAUGCAGGGCACCAACGGCUCACAGAUCUGGGACACCUCAUUUGCCAUCCAAGCUCUGCUGGAGGCAGAUGCACACCACAGGCCUGAGUUUUUGUCCUGCCUGCAAAAGGCACAUGAGUUCCUGAGGCUCUCACAGGUCCCAGAUAACCUUCCAGACUAUCAGAAGUAUUACCGCCAGAUGAUGAAGGGCGGCUUCUCCUUCAGCACGCUGGACUGUGGCUGGAUCGUUGCAGACUGUACAUCCGAGGCCUUGAAAUCCGUGCUGCUCCUGCAGAAGCAGUGUCCCUCUAUCACUGAGCAUAUCCCCCGAGAGCGGCUCUGCGACGCUGUGGAUGUGUUGCUGAACAUGAGGAAUGCUGAUGGAGGGUUUGCCACCUAUGAGUCCAAGCGUGGGGGACACUUGUUGGAAAUGCUAAAUCCCUCAGAGGUCUUCGGGGACAUCAUGAUCGACUAUUCAUAUGUGGAGUGUACUUCGGCAGUGAUGCAGGCACUGAAGCUUUUUCAUGAGUACUACCCAGAACACAGGGCAGGAGAGAUCAGAGAGACCCUUAAGCAGGGGCUGAAGUUCUGUCGGCAGAAGCAGAGGGCUGAUGGCUCCUGGGAGGGCUCCUGGGGAGUUUGCUUCAGCUAUGGCACCUGGUUUGGUCUGGAAGCUUUUGCCUGCAUGGGGCACACCUACCGGGAUGGGGUUGCCUGUGCAGAGGUGUCCCGGGCCUGCAAUUUCCUGCUGUCCCGGCAGAUGGCAGAUGGAGGCUGGGGAGAGGACUUUGAGUCCUGUAAGCAGCAACAUUACUUGCAGAGUGACCAGUCCCAGGUCCACAACACGUGCUGGGCCCUGAUGGGGCUGAUGGCUGUCAGGCAUCCUGACAUUGCAGCUCAGGAGAGAGGAGUCAGGUGUCUGCUUGAGAAGCAGCUCCCCAAUGGCGACUGGCCUCAGGAGAACAUCUCUGGGGUCUUCAACAAGUCCUGUGCCAUCAGUUACACAAGCUACAGGAACAUCUUCCCCAUCUGGACCCUGGGUCGCUUUUCCAAACUUUACCCUGAGAGACGCCUUGCUGGCCACCCUUGAAAACAUACCUGCCUGUAAUGGUGACUGGCAGCUGGCAGAUGUCUUUGCCACACAAGGUCCAGGAGAGACUGAGGUGUCUUGGUUGGAUGGUGGGGACCCCCUGUAAACCCUGCCUCAGAUUCCAGCCCCUCUACUUUUCUCUACUUUUGCAGGUAUGAUUCUCGGGAGCAGCCUGGAGGCAGGAACAAGGGUCUUUAGAUACUAGAUGGUCAGCAUAGGUUUAGCGCUGAGAAUAGUGUGGUUACCUGGAUAUGCACAGUGUGUUGCACAGUUCCUGGGCUCAAGGCCUCCACAAGGGAGUGAGGGUGGACGGUUUUCUUGACCAAUAACUAAAUCCUUGGGAGGGGAGCUGUUGGAUCCACUUAACUUUCUGCCUGGUACUGUUGUGGAGCAGGCCCUGGACUGGGCUUCCCGCAGGCUAGCUGCUCCUGCAUCUUCUGUUAACUGGGCUCAGAGAGUCACGUUAACCUCAUGAUGUAGGCAUGUAUGGGGAAUGGCCCAUGUGUAGAGUGUGGCCCUUGUUAACUGUGCCCCUAGCAACAGCUGCUGUCUUUGGGAACUUCCAACCAUGACCAGAUCACUGUACAAAAUACAGAAGUUUUCCAAAAAGGAAAUGCAAACCCAUUUUAUACUGAAAAUGUUACUAAAAGUUAUAUAUAUGUAUACAUAUACAUAUGUCUAUGUGUGUAUAUAUUCUGCUCCUCUCUAUCCCUGCUGCCCCCUGGAUUGGUGGCAACCCCAGUCUCUCCCUGGCCUACAGUCCUCCCUCAGAUAACCAGAGAUCUGUGUCCAAUGUCCUCUGAUUCUCUCCUCCCCUGCCCAGGACCUGUAGGCCUUUCCUGCUGUGGUGCAGGGUCCAGGGCCUCUCUUGGCCCUCUGUGUGCUGACACUCUCUGGGGCUCUCCUGCCUCAUGCCAUAGCCUAUGCUGUUCCCUUUGCUGACCUCUCAUCCUUCUGCCAACAUCAGGACAGACAGUGAAUUACCAGGCCUGGCCUGGCAGCAGCUGCUGUCCCCAGAACUCCCAUCCAUGACUGGACCACUGUACAAAAUACAAGUUUUCCACAAAGGAAAUGUAACCUCACUUUAUACUAAAGAAGAUGUUACUAAGUCACUUGUAUGACCAGCUGCCUUAAUAAAUAGACUUUUGAUCCCAU